Messenger RNA from Ectocarpus sp. CCAP 1310/34, 963 nucleotides. NCBI's taxonomy places the organism in Eukaryota, Phaeophyceae, Ectocarpales, Ectocarpaceae. The record is from the annotation of a GenBank genome assembly.
GCGCUAACCACGGCCCCUCAGCGAGAGCGAGAAGACAGUUAUAGAUACCGGAGGAUCGAGAUGGACGGAGUGGGGGGCGCGACGCCGAUGCAGCAGCUGCAGCUGCAGCAGGCGCAAAUACAGCGGGAGCAGGCUCGCAUCAACGACUUCUGGAACGAAGUCGAGACGGAGAUGACGCAGAUAGACCCAGAGAAGGAGGACUUCAAGAACCACGAACUGCCCCUGGCCCGCAUCAAGAAGAUCAUGCGGCUGGAAGAUGACAUCGCCGAGGCGGGGGCUCCGCGGUUCAUGAUUGCGGCAGAAGCGCCGAUUAUCAUCGCUAAAGCCUGCGAGAUCUUCAUACUUGAGAUGGCCAUGCGGGCCAACUCUCUGACGGCGGAGAACAAACGACGUACACUGCAGCGCAACGACAUAGCGAUGGCCGUCUCCAAGACCGAUACGUACGAUUUCCUGAUCGACAUUGUGCCAAGAGAAGAGCUCAAGAAGGACGACGUCGGCCACGCGACGGCGAUUGAUCAGGAUGCCCAACUACAGAUGCAUCUCAUGGCCAUGCAGCACUCGCUCGGUCAGCACAUGCAAAACACCCUCCUGCAAGAGCAGCAGCAGCAGCAGCAGCAGCAGCAGCAGCAACUGCAACAGCAGCAGGCAGCGGGACCUAGUGCGGAGGGCAACGGGGCUGCCGGUGCAACUCCGGAAGCUUUGGCAGCACAGGCGGCUCUGCAGCAACAGGCGCUGAUGCAGGCUGAUCCGCAGAUGGCCAUGCAGUUGCAGGUCCUCUGGCAGCAGCAGGCGCAGCAAGCCAUGUUUCUCCAGCAGCAGCAGCAGCAGCAGCAGCAGCAGCAGCAGCAGCAGCAACAGGGCGUGGCUGCUGCCGGGCAGGGGGAAGCCGAUAUCGAACAGGCGAACGCGAUAGCAGCCAUGCAAAGCGCCAUGAUGUCAAAUCCGGCGAUGCUUCAGGUCUGA